AUGCUGCCUGAGCCUGACCCGCAGCAGGUGGUGUGUGAGGAAGCUGCUUGCCAGAGCCUGGGUGCGAUGUUGGAGCACUGCCUGUCCAGGUCCAAGCGGACCAAAAUGGGGUACUUCACAGUCCUGGUGCCUGAGCGGCUAACUCGAUGCAUUGCCCCAGAUGUCCUGUGGCUGUCGUCCACAGAGCCCUGCAGCCUUUGGAGCUGCGUGAUACAGGUACAGCUGGAGGUGGACAACAUGUGCAUGAGGCUGAGCCCGAUCGUGUGCAGGGCCAGCGUAGCACCCACAUUCGAGCUGACACUGGUGUUCAAGAAGGAGCAUGGCUCCUGGGGUGGCUUCAGGGACAUCUUUGGAAGAGGCUGUCUCUCCUUCAGCCAGGGGCGCAUUCUGAUUCUCAGCUCUGGCUUCCGACUUGUCAAGAAAAACUACUCUGCUGGGACCCAUAGCCGCUGA
This is a messenger RNA of Octodon degus (degu), 453 nucleotides long. It is a transcript of the gene Ddit4l, whose product is annotated as DNA damage inducible transcript 4 like. Gene Ontology annotation, biological process: negative regulation of signal transduction. The record is from RefSeq and is a predicted model, not a curated record. NCBI's taxonomy places the organism in Eukaryota, Metazoa, Chordata, Mammalia, Rodentia, Octodontidae. Gene Ontology annotation, cellular component: cytoplasm. The transcript has a single exon. Bases 1 to 453 code for a protein of 150 amino acids.